Messenger RNA from Pteropus alecto (black flying fox), 5511 nucleotides. RefSeq names its product forkhead box J2 (gene FOXJ2). The coding region runs from base 1123 to 2835 and encodes 570 amino acids. The transcript is spliced from 11 exons. Gene Ontology annotation, biological process: regulation of transcription by RNA polymerase II. Lineage: Eukaryota; Metazoa; Chordata; Mammalia; Chiroptera; Pteropodidae. Gene Ontology annotation, cellular component: nucleus. The record is from RefSeq and is a predicted model, not a curated record. Gene Ontology annotation, molecular function: RNA polymerase II cis-regulatory region sequence-specific DNA binding; DNA-binding transcription factor activity, RNA polymerase II-specific.
GAGCCGAGCCCGAGCCGAGCCCUGACACUGUCCGUCCGCCUUCUGGCUCCCCCGGAGCUUGGACUGGCCGGAGCCGGAGAGGUGGCAGCGCGGGGAGCCCCACGCGCGAAGGGAGUGGACCGGACGGGACGGGACUAGAGGAGGCGCUGCUGCCACAGUAGCCAGUGACCCGAGUCCGGAGCCGCGGCCUCCCGGACCCUGCUGCCCAGGCCGGCCCAGGGAGAGCGAGGAGUACGAAAACCCCACCCUCUGGGGCACCCCAGGAGCGGAGGCGGGAGCGGGGACGCGAGCCACCUCUCACCCUGUGGAAGAAAAGACCCUUACCACCUAGGCGAGGGAAAGAAGAGACCCUUAUAGGUGGCGAGUCUCUCUUUCCUGGGGGCGAAGAAAACCCCCACACUGGCCCGGGAAUAGACUUCCAGAAGUAGAAAGGGGCGAUCUUUAACUCAAGGAAGCAGAGUGAGACCGCCCCAGCGCGCCUCCACCCCUCCAAACACACUCUCAGCACUUCGGGACUUUUGAGGCAAAGAGAAGGGAGGUAUGCCUAUGGAGUAGGCACCCUCCAUCCUCUCCAGUACUCACACGGAGAGGAGUCCUUACAUUCAGAAGCAGAGGACACUCCAGGGAAAGAAGAGGAAUCGGCUUUCAGCCCCCUUCGGGAGAGGGGAAGAACUCCCCCCUCAACUUCCUUGUACCUAGACAGUGGAACAGGGCAGAGCCCCUCCGCUCAGAUCUCUGUUGGACAGAAAGAGCCCUCUGCUCCCCAAGGAUCCAGUUUGGGGGGGAGGGGGACUCCCCCAAGGGGGAGGAGACAACUCCUGGUUGGGAGAGGCUCCUCCCCUCCUCCCCAGGGUAGCAGGCAGAGUGUGGGGGGUGUGCCACCUUCCCCAGGUAGGACCUCCUUCUCCACCUCCCCCCACUCCUCCUCCCUCUGCUCCUCAUCCUCAGGGGACCCAGUUCCCCUCCCCAGCUUGGGAGGCUCAGCCAAGUACAGGAAGAGCCACCGAGGAUGAGACUCUUCAUCUGCCUUUGAAGAGGGGAAUCCCUCCAACCCCCACCUCCAGUACAAGGUGGUUCCCUUCCUUUGCUGGGGGAACCUCGGAGACAGAACCCAGAAGAACCAUGGCUUCUGACCUAGAGAGUAGCCUCACCUCCAUAGACUGGCUUCCCCAGCUGACCCUCCGAGCUACCAUUGAAAAGCUUGGGAGUGCCUCCCAGGCUGGGCCUCCUGGGGGCAGCCGCAAGUGUCCACCAGGCUCACCCACAGAUCCUAAUGCCACCUUGAGCAAAGAUGAGGCAGCGGUCCACCAGGAUGGCAAACCACGAUACAGCUAUGCCACCCUCAUCACCUAUGCCAUCAACUCCUCUCCAGCCAAGAAGAUGACCCUCAGUGAGAUUUACCGCUGGAUCUGCGAUAACUUCCCCUAUUACAAGAAUGCCGGCAUUGGUUGGAAGAAUUCAAUUCGGCACAACCUUUCUCUCAACAAGUGUUUCCGGAAGGUGCCCAGACCUCGGGAUGACCCUGGGAAGGGCUCUUAUUGGACAAUCGACACCUGUCCUGACAUCUCCCGAAAGAGAAGACACCCUCCAGAUGAUGAUCUAUCCCAAGACUCACCAGAACAGGAGGCAAGCAAGAGCCCCCGGGGAGGUGUUCCAGGGAGUGGAGAAGCCUCACUGCCUCCUGAGGGGAAUCCUCAGAUGUCACUUCAGAGCCCCACAUCUAUCACCAGCUACAGCCAGGGCACAGGGUCUGUGGAUGGCGGAGCAGUGGCAGCAGGGGCUCCAGGCCGGGAAAGCGCUGAAGGUCCCCCUCCCUUGUAUAACACCAACCAUGACUUCAAAUUCUCCUACUCAGAGAUCAAUUUUCAGGACUUGAGUUGGUCCUUCCGCAACCUCUACAAAUCCAUGCUGGAGAAGUCCUCUUCCUCCUCUCAGCACGGCUUUUCGUCUCUCCUGGGGGACAUGCCACCCUCUAACAACUACUACAUGUACCAGCAGCAGCAGCCACCACCUCAACAGCAGCCACCGCCGCCGCCGCCACAGACCCAACAAUCACAGCCACAGCAGCAGCAGGCACCAGCCCAGGGCCCCUCAACUGUCGGGGGUGCCCCUCCACUACACACCCCAAGCCCAGAUGGUUGUACCCCACCAGGGGGAAAGCAAGCUGGGGCUGAAGGCUAUGGGCCUCCCUCUGUGAUGGCCAUGCAUCCACCCCCGCUGCAGCACGGAGGCUACCACCCUCAUCAGCACCAUCCCCACCCCCACCCCGCCCAGCAGCCACCACCACCACAGCCACAGGCACAAGGCCAGGCUCCUAUCAACAGUACUGGUUUUGCCUUUCCUCCUGACUGGUGCUCCAGUAUCGACUCCUUAAAGGAAAGCUUCAAGAUGGUGAAUCGGCUCAAUUGGUCCAGCAUUGAGCAGUCACAGUUCUCAGAACUAAUGGAGAGUCUGCGACAGGCAGAGCAGAAGAACUGGAGCCUCGACCAGCAUCACAUUGCCAAUCUGUGUGACUCCCUCAACCACUUCCUUACUCAGACUGGUCAUGUGCCCCCGCAAGGGAGCUCCCAUAGGCCACCAGCUCCUGCCCGUAUUGCUGACUCCUGUGCCCUCACCAGCGGCAAACAAGAAGCAGCCCUGAACCAAGUGAACUCUUAUGGGCACCCACAAGCUCCCCACCUCUACCCUGGCCCAUCACCAAUGUAUCCAAUCCCUACCCAGGACUCAGCAGGAUACAACCGCCCAGCACACCAUAUGGUCCCUCGGCCAACAGUUCCACCUCCUGGUGCCAAUGAGGAGAUCCCCGAUGACUUCGAUUGGGACUUGAUCACUUAGUGCAUCAUAGAGUGUGUCCCUCAGCCCAGGGCUGGGUGGUGAAGCCUGGCAGUGGGGAGAGAGCAGCCCUAGCCCAUCACUCCCCACCUUGCAUAUAUAUAUAUAUAUAUAUAUAUCUAUAUAUAUAUCUAUAUAUAGAGAGAGAUAUAUAUAUGUAGAUAUAUAUAUAUAUCCUCUUUUUUUUCUUUCUCUGUCAGAGAAGCCACCGCAAGAUGCUGCCGAAGAUAACCCAUUUCCUGCCUUGUUCUUCCUCUUCCUUCUUGUUUUUUUUUUUCCCUAAUUCUUUUAUUAUUAUUCUUAUUAUAUUAUUAUUAUUAUUAUUAUUGGUUAUAUGCUGUCCCCUGUCUCCUGUCCCUAUACUAUGGACUGUGUCCACCCCUUGCUAAUUUAAAAUUAUCUGGCUGGAAAGUGAGGCAAUGAUAGGUACAGAGAAAGAUUUCAAAGUCUGAUUUACCUUUCUCUCAGAGAAAGUCAAUGCUAAUCCCACCUUUUGGCCCUAAUUUGUUUUCUGUUCUUAUUAAUUCAGUCCAGGACUGGAGAGGCCACAUUAUCAAGUAGAAGGGAUCUCAAACACUGCUUGGCAGCCACAACUUUGCAGGUUUUACUCAAUGGUGCUAAUUUUGUCCUCUGAGCUCUUCCUUGUCCCUUUAUAUCUUUGCUCCUUACUUCUGCUGAUCCUCAUGCCCCAUCAAGGGUCAGAGUGAAAGUGGUGGUGCCAGAGGGUGACAACAAAAUCCUAGAGGAAUAAGAGGCCUGGGGUGGGUUGAGUAGAAUACUGUAAAAUAUUUGGAAAUUGGGCAUCUAACACUGCGUCAAAUAAACAUCCAUUCGCUUUAUCCUAGCGCAUUCUCUAUGGGAGACAGGGUGGGUCUGAGCCGGAAUUCUGUUGCUAUGGUGGAGAUGAGGACAGCUAUUCAGCUAAGGUCGGUCUUUUGGAGAUGUUUUCAGUUGAACCAUUUUGCCUUUUUAAACAAAUUUUCUCUGAAAAUUAACUGUGGCUCUUAUUUGCAUUUACAAAUUAUCCUUCAAACCUCUUUUCCCAUCCAGCAAAUAUUGUCCUCCUUUGGUGGUUUGCUCACCUCUUCUACCCACUUCAUUUUCUUCCCUCAUUUUCUGGCAUUCUCAAGAUAGAAAAGUAAGCCACUAUCACUCUUGCUUUCGUCAUGUCCCAGGACAGGAUGGGAAUCUCUUUUUUAUCUAUCAGCAGAACCAAACCUAAUCGGUGGUAGGAGGGUGGGCAAAGGAAAAUGGACCUGGCAUAGAUACGGGUAGGGAAUAUUUCAGUUAUUUAACUAUGUAGACAAAUGCUUCUCUUGGAAUCCAGAUCAUUGGGGCUGAAGCUUUUACAGUAGACUGUUGAGGGGUGAAGGAAAUUAGUAGUGUGGAGUACAUAAUCUAGAGGGAAGAGUUCAGUAGGGCCCAAGAGAGACCCCCAGAAAAAGGUAUAAGGAUAACUUAUCUCCUUUAAUAAGGAGUGGCCAUGAUUUUGCUGCAAAGUACUUAGUGUAUAUUUAAUGUUAAUUGUUGAAUUUAAUUAUGGAAGGGAAGAACAAUUUUACUUCUGUUGCUAUUUCACUGAACAUUUACUUUCUGAAAGCUACAGGACAAAAUGUACAGAAUGGACAAGGCUGCUCUCUCUGUGAUUUCUGCUUUUUGUUCAUAUUCUUUCAUUUCCUGAUGAUUUCCAAGAGAUUUAGCUUUUCACUCUCCUGCUUUCCCCCCUCAUCCACCCCUUCUUUUCUUUGUAAGGGAGUUGAAGAGGUCCAGUGAGGCUGAAGUAAAGGGUCAAGAAAGGGCAAUUGAUUAAAGAGCACUUUAUUUCUUUGAAGUUCUUCGUAAGAGAUAGGGGCAUGAGUGGCUUGAAUCCCCCAUCGUGUUGGAGGGCAGUUAGUGGAGUUGAAGUAUGACAUAAUAUUUCGCGUUGGGGAAAGGAGAAUUUCUCUUAGAGGGUAGCAAAAUGCCUUUGCCUGGUUUCCCUAUUUUAGGCAUCUUUUCCAUAUUCUUUCCAAUCAAGGUGCCUCCUGCACACAACUUCCCAUCUGUUCUCCCUAAAAUGUCUCCUUUACAUAUUAUCACUCCUCUUUUCUGAAACCCUUUUCUACUCAGAUCCAGACAGGGUUCACAAGGGUAGACUAAAUCAUACAUGUAAAUGUCCCUUGAUCAUAAUUCAUCUGUGUCUUAAAACUAGUCUCAUUAAGAACUCUGGUGAAAUUUGAGGUUAGGGCUGGAGAUUGGCCAUCAGGCCCCGUGGGAUUUUAGCUCCCCUCCACUAAACUCAGUCUUGCUCAAUGGCACAGGACAAACCUGACCCUAUUUGGGCCUCAGUCCCACCCCCCCUGAAAUGGAAUACUACUACUUUUUCAUGUUAGUUCAGCACUGCUGGACUUGAAGUAUAGUCAUUGUUGUUAUAUUGGGUGAUGUGUGCAAAACUGCAGGAGCUCACUGCCUGCAAGAGGAAAUAAGGGAGAAAGUGGAGGAGAAAGAUAGAAGGAACAAUUAUUUGGUAUAGAUCCACCCAUCCCUGCCUUCCUCUCUUCAACCCCUAUGUUUCUGGUUUGGUGAGUCCUUCAUACCACCCAUAUGCUUUGCGUUGGUGCAGGCUGGGAAGUGGGGGGUAUGGUCUCACAAGUUGUUGUUUUUUUUUUUGCAUGCUUUCUUAAUAAAAACAAAAAAGAA